Messenger RNA from Spirodela intermedia, 3536 nucleotides. Lineage: Eukaryota; Viridiplantae; Streptophyta; Magnoliopsida; Alismatales; Araceae. The record is from the annotation of a GenBank genome assembly.
AUGGAACUGACGAUAACUCGUCCUGAUGAUUGGCAUGUCCAUCUUCGGGAUGGUGACCUUCUUGAAGCAGUUGUUCCGCAUAGGUAAGCAUCUCCUUGCCUUUUGAAGGUAGGGAGUGGGGUCCCAGCGGGCUGAGCAGAGGCUAUCUCAGCGGCUGUCCUUUUAAAGGAAGGGGGAUUAUCCUAAACAUAUUAAUUUGCGAUCUAGUUAGUCGUGGUACAACUUUGUCAUAAAAAAUGUCCUGGCAUAACUUUUUGUUCUGGGGUAAUUUUCCUAACUCAGGUCAUUUCUUUUUUGCAGUGCUGGUAUUUUCGGAAGGGCCAUAGUUAUGCCAAACCUGAAACCUCCUGUGACAACUACUGCUUCAGCUGUAGUUUAUCGAGAAUCUAUUCUAAACGUGCUGCCAUCCGAUAGUAAUUUUAACCCAUUAAUGACCUUGUACCUGACAGAUAAUACAAGCCCAGAGGAGAUCAAACUUGCCCGUGAGUGCCACUUGUAAAAAAAAUAUUUGGUUUUUUAAGCAAGAAUGUGUUCUAUUUUGUUGGUUAGUUUGCUUCAGUUCUGAUGUUUUGGCUGCACUAAUGAUUAGUGCCCAAAAUUUUACUUUUUUUUAUCAGUAGCCAUUUCAACAUGUCUUGAUUGAAUUUAAGUUUGUUAUUUUCUUGAUUUCUUUUGUGCUGGCUUGUAAAUCACUGAUGUUUUUGUAAUUCACCCAUUCUGGUCGCUAAAAUUUUCUUGCACAAAUUUCUCGCUGGCUAUUUAGUCUGUUAGAAAAAGGUUUUAUUUAUUUAUUUCUGUUCUAUUCACUUUUAUCAAGUUUGCCCUGUAUCUACCUCAUCUUUCCAACCCUCUCCGUUCCCCGCUCAACCUGAAAGUCCUGAACACCCUUGGGCAGACAAGAGAAGAACCAUAUCAGUGAGACUGCCCGAUCCACCCCAGCAACGCCAGCUGAUUCCGAUGGUGAACCUUGAAGCCUUGGCUAAAGUACAAACGGACAGCCGACUCCAACAUUUAUAGUGAUGGAACUGGAGUAUAAAAUGCAAAGAGACCUUGCACUUUCAAAUUUUGCAUAAUUCAUCAAGAGAACCAUGAUUAUGCACGAAGCAAAGAAGCGAUGUAAGGAUGAGGCUCGGAGAAGUGAGAUCAACUGAGUAAUUACCAUUACAAAACUCCAAAGGCAGGGGGAGGGAGGUAGACUGAAUCAGAACAAGGAGAGUGUAACUCCAUCAACACUGGGCUGAUCCCAGGUAACAGGGAUGUUUAGAUUGGCUUCUCAUGGAUCUGACCAAUUGAUCCAGAGGACAAGUUCUAAGUCAAUAUGUAGGUGCUAAAGGCAGGCUAGACCCCAAAGAUCUUUCUGAUAUCCUUCGUAUGAAGGAAAUUUAAUCUUUUAUGCUAACAUAAUGGAGACCCUGAUUUGGGCCUUCGGUCCUUGAUGAUCCUAGGGAAGACUGCAGAAGACCACGCAGAUCUUGUAGAUGGCUGAUUCUUUAGCUAGGACGAAAUUAAAACCUCAUAAAGUUCUACAUAUAUAUAUAUAUAUUAUUAAUGCUUUGAUAGAAGUGAUUUCUUCGAGAAAUGCGAUUUAAUGUUGGCCACCUUAGAAACCUCGUCAAAAGUAUUGUUCGAGGUGAAUAUUUGUCCAUUGACACAAGAUUAUGCGUCUUUUGCAACUAUAAUUUCGAAAAUGAUCUUCGUUCUUGUGGGUCACUCCAGUCCAUCAUUGUAUCAUAAUUUUUUUUUCUACUGAUUUGAUUUUAUCCUAAAUUCACUGAUCAUACCUCGUGCACAUUAUGAUAAUUUUCUGGUUAAAACUGUGCACUUCAGAUUUUCUGAGGACGCUAUCGUCAUUUUCCAGGAAAGAGUGGAGUUAUCUACGCCGUGAAGUUAUAUCCUGCAGGAGCAACGACAAAUUCACAAGAUGGUGUGACGGACAUAUUUGGGAAGUGUCUACCUGUUCUCGAGGAAAUGAUAGAACAGAAUAUGCCAUUACUGGUAAGUAGCCCCCAUCUGAUCUUUAUGCUUCUUGUUGAACUCAUGUUGGCCAUUUUUAUGACUGAAAAUCUUAGUUAUUAUAUUUGGUUCAAUUUUUUAUUUUUUUUGGCAUUAUAGAUUAGUGGGGGGAAAUUAUGUUUAGGCGCAUUUUCCCACUUCCUUCUCCGGCUUCUCUCACUUGUUUUCUUCUCACAUGGAAAUGUUAGGAACCUUCUUGCUUUGGCAGGUGCAUGGGGAGGUCACAGACCCAGAAGUUGACAUCUUUGACCGAGAGAGGAUCUUUAUCGACACUAUAUUGAGGCCAUUGAUCGAGAAGCUUCCAGAGCUGAAGGUCGUGAUGGAGCAUAUCACCACCAUGGACGCCGUGAAGUUCAUCCAGUCAUGCAGUGGAAGUACGCGUUGGACCCGCAGCUCUGUCGGCUUCUCCAUAACUGCCACCCUGUUCUUGAUGAUCUUAACCCCCUAACGCUCUGGAUGCUUGCACUAGGCAAUGUUGCUGCCACAGUGACGCCACAGCAUCUUCUUCUGAAUAGAAACUCGCUGUUUCAGGGUGGACUGCGGCCUCAUCACUACUGCCUUCCUGUACUGAAACGAGAAGAGCAUAGUAUGUUCAAGUUGUCUUCUUUUUUCUCUUUUUUUUUUUCAGAUUAGCGUUUGAAAAAGAAUUACCGCAAUCUGUUUCUGAUGAAUGAAGAAUGUUCCUAGUUCUUACCAUGGUAUUAUGUCAAAGUAGAAACAUAUUUCUCAUUUAUUUUUUUCCUGCGAUGCCCAAUUGAUUAUUUUCAGAAAUUACUAUUGUUUCUAAUUAUCCCAUCAUUAAAUGGUUCCGGUUGGAGAAGAAUCACAAUUAGUUUUAUAUAAUAUAAUAUUUUAUUAAAUUUUACCUUUUUUUUGUUGUAAGAUCAGCUCUUUGCUCAUGAUACAGACAGAAUUGGCCUUGGGUUGCUCUGAAUAUUUUUUCCCUUGUAGGGGCAGCCAUUGUCUCAGCUGUGACAAGUGGCAGCAAGCAGUUCUUCCUUGGGACUGACAGCGCCCCUCAUGAGAGAGGGAGGAAGGAAUCUUCAUGCGGAUGUGCCGGAAUAUAUAACGCUCCAGUCGCAUUAUCCCUUUAUGCCAAGGUUUUUGAGCAGGUGAUCUAUUCAGUCCCUUCAUCCCUCCAGUUGAGGGGAAGACUCUCUCUCUCUCUCUCUGAUACUCUAGUGAAACCCCCUUUGGGCUGUGCUUCGUGGCCCUACUAGUUAAAAAAGUCCAUAACUGAAUUGGGCCAUGUCCGGGCUUUCGGGCCUAGUAAGGCCAUCGAGACCCACCCCUCUGCUAAUUAAUCUCUCUUGUGGAAACUAACUCAGGCGGGAGCGCUGGACAAGCUGGAGGCAUUCGCGAGCUUUAAUGGGCCGGAUUUCUAUGGGCUUCCUCGGAACUCCUCGACGAUCACCCUCAAGAGGUCCCCAUGGAAGGUGCCGAAAUCCUACUCCUUCCCCUCCGGAGAGAUCAUCCCCAUGUCCGCUGGCCAUACCCUCGAUUGGCUCCCUCUCUUCUCUUGA